Molecule: messenger RNA, 1631 nt
Organism: Micropterus salmoides (largemouth bass)
Lineage: Eukaryota; Metazoa; Chordata; Actinopteri; Centrarchiformes; Centrarchidae
Exons: 3
Coding region: 682-1524 (280 amino acids)
Molecular function (GO): protein binding
Source: RefSeq, a predicted model, not a curated record
UUAUUUGCAGCUUUGGCAAUAUUGUUAUUUUACAUUCAAGCCAAUAAAGCCAGAUUGAACUGAAUUGUGACAAGACUAUUAUACUGUGAAUGUUGUUUUGUGACCAGUGUUCCUGAUCAGGGUUCCUACAAAAAGGGCUAACAGGCUCAAACCUAAGAUUUGGAAUUAUUUAUGACCAUUUCUGUCUGAACUCACCCUUUGGUUCCUCUUGAUAUUGAUGACUUCUUUGGAGUGACUGUGAUAAAGACUUUAAAGUAGUGGCUAUCUUAGCCCCACAACAGUUUGUGCUGUGUUCAGAAGUAUUCACUGACUGAGUGGCAUGAUGACUGCCAUGCUGUAAAAAUGCAGUCAAUCUAUGAGGCUUCUGCUAAACCAGCUAACGAGCCGCAACUCAUCAAACGCUACGCAUUUAAUUUCUAAAAGCAAAGAUGUUGUCUUAUAGACUUUCACUUUUACAGCACAAAAAGUCCAAACAACUGACAGAACCUGAAGGCAAUGCAGGUUCCAGCUGUCAUUCCGUAACUGUGGAAGAUAAACAGUAACCAUGCAGAUGAACAAUUAACUAUAAACAGGAGUUGCAAUUAAACUAUACAACAGGAAGCCUAAGUAAAACAACAGAAAAUAGUCAAGCUGGCAUAUAUAAGCUCAGAUGAGUGUGAGGCCCAGGAGGUCAGGACUCAGAUGGACUCCCUCCCAGACCUCCGCAACCAGAUCCUACAGCUACUUGUCACCAGACUUAAUGACAACUCCAUAAUGGUGCUGCAGGAAAAGCUGCAGCUCAUGCAGAGGAGCUCGUACUACUUGGAAAUCAAGCGUGAUGAUUUGCUACCAACUGCAGACCAGCAGCAGCACACUUUACAUUUGUCUGACAGCACGGUGUGGUCCCUCAUUGACCAGCGAAGGCUGCGGUGUGCCAUGACCCUGGCUAACACCCAGGUGAAGCUCCUCCUUGCUCUUCUGGGAAUGCUCUACCAAGGGAUCAUCACAGGCUGUCAGGAGCUAGAGGCCCUCAUGAAUAAGUACGACCAGGGUCUGGUGGACAGUGACAUGGCAGCUUCCGCGCAGCAGAAGCUCAAGCAAAUCCAUCAGUAUGUGAACGACUUUGAAAGCAGAAUGAGUCAGAAUCUUGGCCGGCUGGACCUGCAGAACCAGCUCAUCCUCAACACAGGCACCUUACCCGUACCACAGCUUAGUGCAUUGCUGGCCAUCAAGAUGCCUGUUAUAUUUAACAGGUUCAAGUCGUGCGCAACAUCCCACACAGUGCAUCUUUUUUGGGAAGUUGCAGGACUGCAGUCGAAGGGGCCAAAUCAACAGUUUGUGAUCCAGGUAAAGAGCCUUCACCCAACCAUUGGUGAACAUGGCCAGUUUACUAAAUCUACAUCUCAGUCGUUCAACAUAGAGGUCAACGACCUAACGCCCGACAGGUACUAUCAGUUCUCCGUCAAGAGAGUAGAGGCUGUAAACUUGGUCUAUGGACUGUGGAUUGACACCAUCAUCCUGAAGACCUUAGCCAUUUCACAGUAAGAAAUGAACAUGAAGUUAAUGAAGAGAAUUUACAGUUUGUGUAUAGUUAUAAAGAUAAAUAUAUUUGACCUGCUUUUUUUUGCAAAUAAAAUAACUUGAAUUGAAAA